CCUAGAGCUCCCCGGGGCCACCCGCAGCCGGGCCGCGCUCCCUGCUCCCUUGGCGCAGGAGUUUGGCGCGGUUGCCAUGGCGACGCAGCGAUGGUGCCCGCACUCGGUGCCGCGCUCUGCGCCACUCGCUGAGCAGCUGGGAACACAAUGCCUGUUGUAAAAUACCCCAGGGCUGCAGAGCCUCGCUGGCAUGAAUGGGAGAGGAAAGCACAGAAAUGUGGAUUAAGACAUACAGUCUAUGCUGUAAAUGGGGAUCAGUAUACUGGAGAAUGGUUGGACAACUUGAAACAUGGUAAAGGCACCCAGAUCUGGAAGCACAACGGUGCUAUUUACAGCGGUGACUGGAAGUUUGGGAAGCGGGAUGGGUACGGCUCAUACAGCAUUCCUGACCCCGUGACCAAGGAAUACCAGAAGGUGUAUACGGGCUGGUGGAUAAACGACAAGAAAUGCGGCUACGGGACGAUGUUCUACCCCAGCGGGGAGCGCUACGAGGGCGAGUGGAGCAGCGGGCUGAGAAGCGGCUGGGGUCGGAUGUGCUACGGAGACGGCUCCAUCUACGAGGGGCAGUGGCUGGCAGACCGGCCGGGCGGGCAGGGGAUGCUGCGCCUGCCAAAUAAUAAUAGGUACGAAGGAGGCUGGAAAGAUGGAAAGAAGCACGGCCCAGGCAGAUUCUUCUACUUGGAAAAGGGACAAUUGCUUGAAGGCAUCUGGGUGGCAGAUAUACCAAAAUGUGGGAUUAUGAUCGACUUUAGCAGAGAUGAAGCUCCUGCCCCUACUCGGUAUCCAAUCCCAAAGAUUGAACUAGCUGAUCCUGACGGUGUUUUAGCAGAGGCCCAGGUGAUGUAUGAUGACAGCCAAAACGAAUAACGGGACGUUGAAGGAAAAAAGACGCAAGAUAAGAGCGUGCUCCUGGGCUACUUACUCAUCUGAGUGUCACGUCCUUGCUGCGCCCUGUCACCUCGUGGUCAGCCUCACCUGUCCUCCAGAACUGCCCCGUGUGCUUCACUGUGCAGGCGGCUUUGCUGCAGGCCUCCUCCCACCCUCUGUCAAUUAAAACACACUAAGCAACAAGCAAAUAAAAACCAUUUGCACCAGCAAA
Molecule: messenger RNA, 1099 nt
Organism: Numida meleagris (helmeted guineafowl)
Lineage: Eukaryota; Metazoa; Chordata; Aves; Galliformes; Numididae
Gene: MORN3
Product: MORN repeat containing 3
Exons: 6
Coding region: 148-867 (239 amino acids)
Source: RefSeq, a predicted model, not a curated record